This is a messenger RNA of Suillus subaureus, 204 nucleotides long. RefSeq lists its product as uncharacterized. The transcript has a single exon. NCBI's taxonomy places the organism in Eukaryota, Fungi, Basidiomycota, Agaricomycetes, Boletales, Suillaceae. The annotation marks the transcript as partial. The record is from RefSeq and is a predicted model, not a curated record.
ACCCUCCCUGACAAGGUGUCACGAACACUCUAUGGAAAUUGGCAAGGAGUGAUCCCCACCUUAAUCAAACCUCUCCUCAAUUAUCUUGUGAGAACGGUUGGUCAGCCACUCAAGAAGUUACCUUCUAUCAUAUCUGCAUGCACAGUUAAUUCAUGUGCUCAAAAGCACUCAUCCAUCAUUUAUCUCUUUUUUGAUCAUAAGUGU